AUGCAGUCCUCGGGAGGCUUAGAGAUUCCACAGGACCCAUUGAAAGCCAAUCCUCAGGUUCACAUUGAGUACAUGAAACAGGCGCUCGAUUUGGCAAGAAAAUCACCCCCGAAGCCCACGAAUUACCGCGUUGGCGCGUUACUCGUUGAUUCGAAGACCGAUACCAUCCUGGCGACAGGUUAUACGUUAGAAUGCGAGGGAAACACUCAUGCCGAGCAGUCAUGUUUGAUCAAGCUUUCCAAAGAGCAUAAUCUACCGGAAGAGAACCUAGUGGAGAUCCUCCCAGAUAGUACUGUGCUUUAUACGACUGUUGAGCCUUGUUUCAAGCGUUUGAGCGGCAACCUGCCGUGUGUUGAGAGGAUAUUGAGACUAGGAAAUGCAAUCAAAACCGUCUACGUGGGUGUGAUAGAACCAGAGAAGUUUGUUGGCCAGAACACAGGAAGAAAACAGUUGGAAGAGGCUGGUAUCAAGGUGGUCCUGGUGAGAGGCAUGGAGGAUGAAAUCUUGUUGGUUGCAACGGCCGGCCAUAUCUCUUGA
Glarea lozoyensis ATCC 20868 is the source of this 537-nucleotide messenger RNA. Its product is annotated as Cytidine deaminase-like protein. The record is from RefSeq and is a predicted model, not a curated record. Lineage: Eukaryota; Fungi; Ascomycota; Leotiomycetes; Helotiales; Helotiaceae. The coding region runs from base 1 to 537 and encodes 178 amino acids. The transcript has a single exon. Gene Ontology annotation, molecular function: diaminohydroxyphosphoribosylaminopyrimidine deaminase activity.